AUGCCCGCCGCCGUACCCUUAGCCGACUCUCAAAUACCUCAAAACCCACCAGAUCUCUCAAAUAAGCUACCGAAGCUCACUCCGCGCCGUAGACUGCAGCCAGAAGAGGCACCGCCAAACCCACCACCGCCUACGCCUGCGCUUCCAAGGACUCCAAACCUUGAAGGCCACCAAUAUGCAAACCCGACCCGUCGCAUUCUGUCAGAGCGCGAUCACCAGUUGUUCAUCGCCUCGGAAACGUACAACCUGAUCGUCAGCUUUGUCUUCACGUUGUCGGACUCUGUACGAGACACAACCAUCACAAGCGUAAAGCAGUCGUCAGCAGCGCAAGACCCGGCUGUACUUGCGCUGCUAGCAGUACUCGAUCAGGCAGAGGAGCUUUUGAAGAAACAUCCCGCGUUGGAUACAGGGUCGAGAUUUGGUAAUCCGGCUUUCCGCGACUUCCUGGCCGCCGUCGACGAAGCGUUACCAAGCUGGCAUAAGGAGUUGGGAGUGAAAGACACUGGUCCUCAGGAGGAAGUAUCUACGUAUCUGGCCAACUCGUUUGGCAACGGGACAAGGAUAGACUACGGGAGUGGACAUGAGCUCAACUUCAUACUCUGGCUGCUAUGCUUGCGACAGCUAUCGAUCAUCCACGAGAGCAUUUUCCCGGCCGUUGCACUCAUGGUCUUCCCGCGAUACCUGCAAGUCAUGAGAGAUAUCCAAAGCACGUACUAUCUGGAACCGGCAGGCUCGCAUGGUGUUUGGGGUCUGGAUGAUUACCAGUUCCUGCCAUUCCUGUUUGGCGCAAGUCAACUUGUCAAUCACAAGCAUAUUCGACCUCUGAGUAUCCACAACGACCUGAUCAUCGAGGAAUGCAGCAAGGACUACAUCUAUCUGGAUCAGAUCCAGUGGGUCAACGCCACCAAGACCGUCCAAGGGUUGCGGUGGCAUUCUCCCAUGCUUGACGACAUCUCCUCUGCGAAGAACUGGGCCAAAGUGGAAGGUGGUAUGAGAAAGAUGUUUCUCGCCGAAGUGCUUGGGAAGCUUCCAGUCGCACAGCAUUUUCUCUUUGGUUCUCUACUUCCUGCGCCCGAGGAGAUGAGCAAGGACGCGGAGGCGCAAGUUGGGGAUGAGGAAGUUGGAGAGGUGGAGGUCACGGUUGAUGGUAUGAAGCAUAAGCAUAAUCCCAAUAGUUGGGGAGAUUGCUGUGGUAUCAAGGUGCCGAGUGCAGUUGGAGCGAGGCAGGAAGCGCGAAAGGCUGGCGAGGGAGCUCAAUUGCGUAGAGUGCCGUUCGAUUAG
Molecule: messenger RNA, 1281 nt
Organism: Lecanosticta acicola
Lineage: Eukaryota; Fungi; Ascomycota; Dothideomycetes; Mycosphaerellales; Mycosphaerellaceae
Source: the annotation of a GenBank genome assembly